AUGGAUAAAAUUAAGAACGAAUCAGUUGUUUCGGAGCGCCAGACGAAGAAGGUCACAAAAGAAAAAAUGCUCGCUACGACUAUCAAAAUCAAUCCUGAUGUCCAGCGGUCUAUGGGCGAAACUUGGAUCACGAUGGAUUGGGAGCCACGAUGCGCAUUCAGCUACGACCUCCAAGAAACGGCUGAUGGCAAAUGGAUAAAUACUGACGCCAACUAUCAGUUUACGGUCGUUCUGAAACCGUUCGCUUACAUCCAGAGUAAGCAACAAAUGCUCAUGUGCUGCGCAAAUGAGACGUGCGUUGGUCUUGAAUCACUUCAAAUUUUCCGUCCAAGUGCAGUCAUUGUUGCGGACGAAAAAGAAGUAACGAAAAACUUCAAGAUAAGCAAAAAGGAAGCACCUUCGUUUUGCAAUUCGGCGUAUCCCCUUGAUCCGGAAGAAGCUGGGCUUCAUGAACAACAACACGUCCAUAACUGUGUGCCCAUGGAAAUUGAAGAUCAAGCAGAAAAAAUCUUCCAAGGAAACAUCGUCAUCGCUGCGUCGGAGAACAAAGAUGAGCCGAUUGUUGCAAUUAAAAGAACCGCUGAAGUCAUUCGACAAAAAUUUUGGCGGUGGCAGCCGAACCUGGAUAUGGCCACUUACAUCGAAUACUUCGAAAAAGAGAGAAGUAAAAAUUUCGCUGAUAAUUUUUCUCGUGUACUUCAAAUUUGA
Messenger RNA from Oikopleura dioica, 708 nucleotides. NCBI's taxonomy places the organism in Eukaryota, Metazoa, Chordata, Appendicularia, Copelata, Oikopleuridae. The record is from the annotation of a GenBank genome assembly.